Molecule: messenger RNA, 1647 nt
Organism: Serpula lacrymans var. lacrymans S7.9
Lineage: Eukaryota; Fungi; Basidiomycota; Agaricomycetes; Boletales; Serpulaceae
Exons: 7
Coding region: 1-1647 (548 amino acids)
Biological process (GO): proteolysis
Molecular function (GO): aspartic-type endopeptidase activity
Source: RefSeq, a predicted model, not a curated record
AUGCGUUCCAGUUUUCUCGUUCCGUUUAGUCUCCUUGUGCUCCUUGAUGGCAUCAGUGCAACGCGGCUGGCUCUGCAGGGCAGGGCGUCCCCCGAGCUACCAGCGCUUCUUCGCCGUGGAAUGCUUUCUGGCCAGGUCACUAGUCUUAACGAUUCCGGAAAUAUCAACCAUUAUGCCAAUAUUUCAUUGAACGGAAAGACGUAUGAAACGGCGAUUGAUACUGGAAGCUCUGAUUUAUUCGUGACAUCUGCUGUCCCGAAUGCAACCGAUGAACACUACAAUGCAACCAUCAGUUAUGCAUCUGGGGGCGCAACGGGAGAAGUGAAGGCUGCAACAUUAGAAUUUGCAGGUUUCGAAAUACCCGACCAAUUCUACAUCGAAGCACAAAACAUAUCGUCGGGCUUCGCGGGCACAGGGGGACUCAUUGGUCUUGGUCCUAGUCAGGGCUCUGUUGUGCGCCUCGAGGGCAACAGCUCUGCUGCAGACACUCCCUUGGACAGGAUAUUCCGUCAAAAUACUUCGACACCCAACUAUCUGUCUGUUCUUCUUGGGCGAUCAGAUGAUCCCGACGAUCCAUACCCUGGAGAUUUGACUAUCGGGGAGCCACUUCAAAAUUACACCGAUAUUCUCAAACAGCCAAGACUGAACGUCACCGUCUCCUCUGUUAACGAAUUCCAACACUGGCAGACAUUGCUUGACAAGAACGGUAUCAUAGGCCCUGACGGAAAGGCUAUUCCUAUCACUUCUCAGGUUAACCACAGUAUCGAUCCUAGCAGGGCAACGGUCAUAUUUGACACUGGUUUCACUUUACCACAAGUGCCUGGAUAUGUUGCCAAAGCAAUCUAUGGCGGUGUCAAUGGAUCUUACCUCUACAAUAUAUCAGGAAUCGGCGAAAUUUGGAUUCUUCCAUGCAAUGAAGAAGUCAAUGCUACUUUCCUCUUCGCUGGUGUCCAAUACCCUAUCCACCCACUUGACCUGAACUUUGGGAAAGGCGAGUUAACGGGUGUUGUCCCCAAUGGUGCUGAGAUGUGUGUAGGAGCGUUCCAGCCAUUCUCUUUUGACCCUCGCAUUAACGACGAGGUUAUCUACGACAUGAUCUUAGGCAUGGCAUUCUUGAGAAACGCGUACCUGCUUGUCGAUCUCGGUGAUUUCAUCGACGGAUCAAACUCUACGACUGCCGCGCCUUACAUCCAGCUACUGUCCGUGACCAACGCCACCGAAGCAAGCCAAGAAUUCGCUCAGCAGCGGCAGAAUGGGACAAGCGCAGGCGACCUCAACGCCUCCGACGCUCUCGAGACUGAUUCUAGCAGCUUGAUCACCACACACACAGUGACGAAGAGCACGAUCAAGAUGGCGGCUUGGGUGAUUGCUGUGAUCGUUGCAGCUGUCGUGGUCGCCUUCUUGCUGCUUGGGAUUUGCUGCUUCUGCAUUUGUAGGAAGCGUGGUAAGCGGUCGAAGGGUGCUGCUACUUCCGCAUGGCCCGCUGCUGUUCCUGUUUGGUCUGCUGCCCCUCCAAGCUACCGUUCGCUACAGGACCCACUGGCAGCUCCCCAAGCACAUGAUGAGAUGCACAAGAACCCUAAUUCAGCUCCAGCCGUCUACGCUCCAGAGCAGCAGUAUAAUACCGUAUGGGACCGGCAUGUUUAG